Molecule: messenger RNA, 2233 nt
Organism: Glossina fuscipes
Lineage: Eukaryota; Metazoa; Arthropoda; Insecta; Diptera; Glossinidae
Gene: dy
Exons: 4
Coding region: 420-2180 (586 amino acids)
Source: RefSeq, a predicted model, not a curated record
AACAACAACCGCUUAACUAAAAUUCCAAGGAAAAAUAUAUAUGUAAAUGUUAAAAAAAGCAAACUAUUUGUGAUUUUUCUUGAAACCGGAUCUAAAUUCAAUGCAUGCUUUGAUGCAGCUUAUUUAGUGCAACGUUUGUUGUUGUGGUUUCUUACUCUUCAAACACUCCAAUUGCAAAAUUUUGCAUAUAUUUCCCACAAUCCUUACUCUCACCGUCACUGCUCUAUUGUUAUUGCUGUUGCCGUUGGUGUUGGUGUUGGUGUUGUGCUGUUGAUCUUGUUGUUUGCUGUUCGCAAUUGCUCCUCGUGUUGCAUCUGCGAGUAUCUACUGUGAGCUUAAUCUGCUUGGAUUGUACAUAUAGAAAACAGGGCAACAAUUAGUUAGUUACUUAUCUGUUGUAUUCCAGAUCGCUAUUAAAGAUGAGGUUUCAGAAAAUUUGCUUAUUGGCAGCGACACUAUUGCUGAUAAAGAUGACUUUUGGCGAAGAAAUGGAAAUUGGUAAAGGUAGUGAUGAUAUGUCAGAUCAUGAGAAUGAAGUUGAUCAGGUGGCUCUAGAAUCAGAGCAGGAAAAUCAACCGCCCCAGAAAAUGUUGUAUCAGCACAACUUAUCGCAGCCGCCACAAGGCCCAGGGCCCGCUAGAAUCCUAUAUUUUACAGGCAACAAUAAGGGCAUUCCAUUAGCAUUAGGUCAGCCUUUCGGCCCGCCACCACCGCCCUCUCAGUUAAGUUAUCAAGGACCUCCACCACCGUUGCCGCCACAACGUCCAUCUACGUCACAUGUACCGCAAUCUUUGGCUGAUUUAAGUAUCGCUGCCUCUAGUACUAAUGAAAUUUGGGCCUCGCCGAUUCAAGAUAUGGCUAAAAUUAUAUCCUUGGACGUUAAGUGUGAAAAGAAUGGCAUGAAGGUUUUUGUGCAAUUCGAUAAACCCUUCUAUGGCAUUGUAUUUUCCAAAGGCCAUUACAGCAAUAUUAAUUGUGUGCAUUUGCCUUCGGGCUUGGGUCGUACGUCAGCUACUUUUGACAUUGGAUUACAUGAAUGUGGCACGUCUGGAAAUACUGAAAAUGGAUUGUACGGCUACGGUCAUGAUUCGGGUUCUGGCACUUACUUUGAAAAUAUUAUUGUUAUCCAGUACGAUCCACAGGUUCAAGAAGUGUGGGACCAAGCCAGAAAACUGCGGUGCACUUGGCACGAUCAAUACGAGAAGAGUGUUACAUUUCGGCCCUUUCCAGUUGAUAUGCUGGAUGUUGUACGCGCUGAUUUCGCAGGUGAUAAUGUGGGCUGUUGGAUGCAAAUUCAAGUUGGAAAGGGACCGUGGGCUUCUGAAGUAUCCGGUUUAGUAAAGAUUGGUCAAACUAUGACAAUGGUAUUGGCUAUAAAGGACGAUGAUUCUAAGUUUGAUAUGUUAGUGCGCAACUGUGUGGCUCAUGACGGCAAACGAGCCCCUAUUCAACUUGUCGAUCAACGAGGUUGUGUUACGCGACCAAAAUUAAUGUCACGUUUUACUAAAAUCAAAAAUUUCGGAGCAUCAGCUUCAGUGUUAUCUUAUGCCCACUUUCAGGCAUUUAAAUUUCCCGAUUCAAUGGAAGUUCAUUUCCAAUGCACAAUACAGAUAUGCCGCUAUCAAUGCCCGGAUCAAUGUUCUGAUCCAAAUUUACAAGAAGUUCAUCAUCUGCACGUCGGCCCAGAAUCACAAUACGGGCCACCGCCACCUCAAUUACAUGUCGAUGCUUAUCACGUGAGCGCUUCAGCUACUAAACGCCGCGAUGAACGCCGUGCCCAGCGUCGUGCACGUGCAUUGCAUCCCGAACAAGAAGUGGGACUUAAUCGCAUUAUUAAGGUCGUUUCAUCUGGCGAUUUGACAUUCGCUAUCGAUGAAAAUGUCAACAAUACUGUUGCCGCUGCAGCUCAGACUAUAGUUUUUCCAGCUCGAGAUGAUGGUCUUAUAUGUAUGACCACUCCUGGAUUUGCAAUAACGUUAAUUGUAUUAUUGGGCAUACUAAUGACCUCUUGCCUCAUUUCAGCUGUCUUGUAUGUGCGCCUACGACCAUUUUCUACUGUUUCCGAAAAAGAACGUACAAUCGCAUUUACGAAUCCGCAAAUUAGUAGGGCGCUACCAGUAAUAUCAAUUACAUCUCCCCCGGGGCAUAAUACUCUAUCGAAAACACAGACGCACUCAUGAAUCUUGAAUUAAAUUUUAAGUCCCAAAUCACAGCAACAAGGCUUAUGAAACAA